AUGGAAGAAGAACAGAGUAAGAAUCAAUUUCUUCCUAAGAUUCCAGUCAAGUCGCCUUGGUCAUCAUACUCAUAUACAAAGGCUAUUCAGGAAUCUCCAUACAAAGCUUUGGUUGGAGUGGUCAUUGAUGGAAGAGAUCCAGAGCGGCAUCCAGAAUAUUCUCGUUAUCGUAUAAGAAAGCAAACAGGCUUGACGAAUCGCUGGCGGCUACCCCAUUCCUUGUACAGUGACCUGCUAGGCACAGCUCAAGCCCUGAAAGCUGUAAAUAUGCCAUUCAACCAGAACCUGGUGAGCACUCUCAGUCGCACGUACCCCAGUAUGAAUCCCAUGCUGUUAACCUGCCAGGAUUAUAAUGAUAUGAAUGAGAAAAACUGGAGCCUACUAAAAAAAUCCACAAUACAAAAACGCACUACAGAGGAUGAAGAUCAUGAAAACCCGAUGCCUCCUGUAUGA
Molecule: messenger RNA, 453 nt
Organism: Candidula unifasciata
Lineage: Eukaryota; Metazoa; Mollusca; Gastropoda; Stylommatophora; Geomitridae
Source: the annotation of a GenBank genome assembly